Daphnia magna is the source of this 921-nucleotide messenger RNA. RefSeq lists its product as uncharacterized. Lineage: Eukaryota; Metazoa; Arthropoda; Branchiopoda; Diplostraca; Daphniidae. The transcript is spliced from 2 exons. Bases 4 to 729 code for a protein of 241 amino acids. Gene Ontology annotation, molecular function: zinc ion binding. The record is from RefSeq and is a predicted model, not a curated record.
AACAUGGCUGUGGCUUUUACCCAACUCCAAGUCCUGAAUUCCCUGCCAAAUAAUCCAAUUACUGAAAUCACAGCUCACGAAACAGGGGCUUGUGCUGAUGCACCGAUUGUUCAUUCUGUUAAAAUUUUUGAUGUGAUAGGAUCUUUGAAAUUAGAUAACAAAACAAUUAUUCGUCGUCUAUCAGUCGAUCCAUGUGUUAAUAACUUGUCAGAUUGGAAGGAAAAUGCAACUAUUCAUUUUGAUCGAUUCCUUCGCAACAAACAAUUCUACCUUUCCUAUACAGAUGUCGAAGGAAACCCAUCGACUAUAAUAGACUCGGACGAAAAACUCGCAGCAAUAUUAAGAUUACAUCAACACAAACUUUCUGCCUUUCAAGGUAAUUCCUUGCCUGCUUUAGAACUGAAACUAGAGACUACAGACGAGUCCUUUAUUGCUGCCUCCGUCGAACUGUUUGAAACAUCUAUCAGACAAGAUUGCGGUAAUGACAAGGACCUGGCCACCUGUGAUUGUGUUGGUUGCGGAAAAACGGUCACAAUGGGUUUGGCCUAUAAGUGCCUUCACUGUAAUAACAUCUACAUUUGCGAUGACUGUAAAACAACAGAUGAAAAGCACAGCCUUCAUCUCUUGAUUCCAUGCCUUAUUUUAAUACUCGGUUCCGAAUAUAACUGCAAUAGACAAGCUGAUGUACCCGUCCAACUUAUAGAAGAGACUAAUGGCAAUAGCAAAUAGUGAUCCUUCGCCAAGCUAAAUACAAUGGAGUUACCACGUGUAAAAGCAUCCCAAAAAGCUUAUGCAGCUCUGUUUCCACUUCUGUUUCUAUGUAAAUUCAGGGCAUAAAAUGUUCUGUGUUCAAAUGAUACUGACAAAAGUGCUGCCACAAAUCUCAUCGACACACAAAUCAAAUAAAAGAUCAAAUUAGCA